GCAGCAUAUUUGCUAUUGCUACGAUUAUUGAAAUGCCGCUAUUAAUGUUUCUAUUGUAGUUUUUAUUGACUUUCAAAGCAUGAACUCUUUAGCGUAUAAAAGCGUUGGAUACUUAACCGAAAGACAUCAAUCAGCUAACAACGCUCCAAAGUCAAAAAUCGUUCAUUCUUACGAACUCUAAACACAAAAGUUAACAAAAUGUACAAAUUGUUUGUUCUUGCUGCCCUCGUCGCCGUUGCCGCCGCUGCCCCAAGCCACUUAUAUGAAAGCCCAGUUGUGUACUCGGCUCCAGCAGCUGUUGCAUACCAAGAACCCGUCUUGGCUAAAGUUGGCUCCGUGGUGAAGAGCAUUCCCACCGCUGUCUCCCAUCAAAGCCAGUCGAUUGUGCAUAGCUCAGCUCAUGUUGUGGAAGAUGUGGUGGCACCAGUUGUGAAGACCAGCUAUGUCUCAGCUCCUGUCUUUAAGACUAUCCACUCUGCUCCUCUGGUGCACACCUCAUAUGCCGCCGCUGCCCCUGUCCUCAAAUCAUACGCCGCAGCUCCAGUUGUGCACAGUUAUGCUGCGCCUUUGGCUUACGACACUCACUACUCAUCUUGGUAAACGUACGACAAAGGAUAAUAAAAAUGGACAAAAGAUUUUGUAACAGAUUUUGUGAUAA
Bactrocera oleae (olive fruit fly) is the source of this 658-nucleotide messenger RNA. The record is from RefSeq and is a predicted model, not a curated record. NCBI's taxonomy places the organism in Eukaryota, Metazoa, Arthropoda, Insecta, Diptera, Tephritidae.